AUGGGUUUGGAAUGGGAGACGCAGCGACUAGGAGAUGCUGGGGUGAUUGAGGGUAAGAUGCAAGUGUGCCCCGUUCGUUCUUUUGUCACUAGUUCGAAAUGGGAUUUCCAUGGCCAAGGAGGUUGGAGUAUGAAGGCGCUGUGUAGCCAGACAUCCAAGCGACCACCAACAUGGACAACCAGUACAUGUAGUCGAUAUCCAAACCCAGCCUUCCCUUCACCCGAUACUCGGUGGAUAUCUCGGGGCAGCAUGUUCGGCGCGGCUCUGGUGCCGGCAGCUACCCGCCUAGCCCGGUCUCGCUUGCUCGAACGACUCCCAGCCUGCCAACACGCAAAAACCCGACGAAACAAAACGAAAGCGAAGAAUCUGGAGAUUCUUGGCUCCCAGCCUUCGGCCAGGCAAUCUUCUCCGCAAUACCUACCUUGCUGGGUAGACGCCAUUGUCGCCCAUGUUGUGCUUGCUUAUCGCGUAAUCGGCUUGGAAAAUGACGCCAAUCGGUGA
Molecule: messenger RNA, 501 nt
Organism: Plenodomus lingam JN3
Lineage: Eukaryota; Fungi; Ascomycota; Dothideomycetes; Pleosporales; Leptosphaeriaceae
Source: RefSeq, a predicted model, not a curated record